AUGGAGACGUCUUCCAAACGAAAUGGGAGGGGAGAAUCACUUUCCUCCAAUGUUGAUGACUCGACUACGCAUGAGCUCUAUGCUUGGCCAUUCAUGAACGCUCUACGGGCUGGUACUGGAGCUAUUAUGUGCAUUUACCAACGAUCCAACAAUUCCUACGCCUGCCAAAACUCUAAACUCAUGAACGGUAUCUUGAAGACCGAACUCGGAUUUGAGGGAUUCAUAGUCUCGGAUUGGGAUGCACAACAAACUGGAGUUGCGACAGCAAAUGCUGGUCUUGAUAUUGUCAUGCCUGAUUCAGGAUAUUGGGGUAAAAACUUGACCCAGGCCGUCAACAAUGGCUCUGUCACUGUUGAGCGUAUUAAUGAUAUGGUUGAAAGAACUAUGGUACACUUUUCCCACCCCAUUGUCUAAUAUACACAAGAAAUUGAGCUAACUUUGAUAAAUAUUAUUUAGGCCUCCUUCUACUUCUUUGAUCAGAAUGGCACUUUCCCGCCAGCAGCAAUCCACCCAUCAACAGUUCAACACCCAAUCCUCGAUGUUCGUGGUGAUCAUGAUAAGGUCAUUAGAGUAAUUGGUGCGGCGGGCCACAUUCUCAUCAAAAACGUCAACAAAACACUCCCCCUUAAGAAGCCUCGCUUCGUCUCUAUUUUCGGUUACGAUGCCGAAGUCAAGCCUGUCCCAUGGACGAACCCCCUGAGAUACGGCGGAGGUUACGAAGUGAACUUUGGAUAGGAAACCUUCAAUGGAACACUCAUCCUCGGCGGAGGUUCGGGCUCCAACAGUCCUCCAUAUGUCAUCUCCCCUUUCAAAGCGAUUCAAGAUCGUGUUAUUGCCGACCGAGGAGUCCUCCGAUGGGAUUUCUAUUCCGAGAACCCUACCCCAGAAGCGAACACCGAAGUUUGCCUCGUUUUCAUCAACGCCUACGCCUCCGAAUCUUUCGAUCGCGUCUCUCUCACCGACAAAUUCUCCGACAACCUUGUCUUGAAAGUCGCCUUCAAAUGCCCCAAUACCGUCGUCGUUCUCCACUCAGCAGGCACCAGAGUCGUAGACGCCUGGAUCGAACACGAGAACGUGACGGCUGUUAUCUUCGGUGGUCUCCCAGGACAAGAAUCCGGACACGCGCUGGUGGAUGUUCUCUAUGGAGAUGAAAACUUCAGUGGGAAGCUAACGCAUACCGUCGCCAAGAAGGAUGAGGAUCAUGGGGCGAUACUCAAUGCUACUGUUUUGUUUGAUGCUUUUCCUCAAGAUAACUUUACUGAGGGCGUCUAUAUUGAUUACAGAGCUUUUGACAGAGAUGGCAUUGAACCACGUUUCGAGUUUGGAUUCGGGCUUUCUUAUACUACUUUCGGGUACGAGAAUCUUACCAUCACUCCAUUGGAAGUAGUCAACAAGGGAGAGUAUCCCAACCGGGCCAUACCUGUCAUUCAAGGAGGACAUCCCGAACUUUGGGAUAUGAUCUACAAUAUCACAACGGUUAUCACAAAUACAGGUGAUGUAAAGGGUGCAGAGGUCGCACAAUUAUACAUCGGGAUACCUGGAUCCCCUGCGCGACAGCUUAGGGGAUUCGAGAAGGUUAUACUUGAGCCUGGAGCAAAUGCAGAAGUUACCUUCGGAGUUACGAGAAGGGAUUUGAGUGUUUGGGAUGUGGUUGCUCAGCAGUGGAAGCUACAACAGGCAUGUAACUACACUGUCGAGGUCGGUGCCAGUAGUAGAGAUAUGAGAGUCAAGAGAAGCACUGAUUUGUGA
Hymenoscyphus albidus is the source of this 1749-nucleotide messenger RNA. The record is from the annotation of a GenBank genome assembly. Lineage: Eukaryota; Fungi; Ascomycota; Leotiomycetes; Helotiales; Helotiaceae.